Henningerozyma blattae CBS 6284 is the source of this 795-nucleotide messenger RNA. It is a transcript of the gene PEX2, whose product is annotated as ubiquitin-protein ligase peroxin 2. NCBI's taxonomy places the organism in Eukaryota, Fungi, Ascomycota, Saccharomycetes, Saccharomycetales, Saccharomycetaceae. Gene Ontology annotation, cellular component: peroxisomal membrane. The record is from RefSeq and is a predicted model, not a curated record. The transcript has a single exon. Gene Ontology annotation, biological process: protein import into peroxisome matrix. Gene Ontology annotation, molecular function: zinc ion binding. The coding region runs from base 1 to 795 and encodes 264 amino acids.
AUGUCAAGAGUGGCUCAAUUAGAUACAGAAUUUUUAGAUGGUCAAUUGUAUUCAAUUUUUGAGAAAAAAUUCAAUUCAAUCUUACCACAAUUUAUAUCAUCUUCUUUCCCCAAUGAAUGUGAUUUACUUUUAAAUACCUUGAUUUACCAUUUUUCCACUAAAAUUAAUUCAAAUAUUAAUUCUACAGCUACUUAUAAUUCUUCAUUGGCUGGAAUAUCAUAUUCAUGUUCUAAGAGAUACCUUUUCCUAAUUAAUGUCUUAUCAAAUUAUAUCAUUAAAAAAUUGAAAUUACCCAAUAUCACAAUCAAAUUCUAUUCCAUUCUAGAUUUAAUAAAUUUCUUAUUAUUCUUAUCACCAAUACGACACAGCACAGAGUCGAAUUCAAAUUUACCCACUUUAAAGCAUAGAUUAUUAAAAGUACAUUCGACUUUAUCAAAUUAUUCUGAUUCUUCAAGUUUUAUAACAAAUUCAAGAUAUGCCACUCAACAAUUCAACAAUAAACAAUUAUUAUGGUCUGCUAUUUUAGAAUUGCUCAAUACAUUAUUGUUGAAUGAUAAUUCUUUUAUAAUACCUUGGCUGGCAAAUUAUACAUCCACUGUUCAAGAUAAUUCCAAGAUUGGUGGAGAUUCGUCUUCUUUAGUACCAAGUUGUCCCAUUUGUCAUGCGUUUCCAAUCAACCCAUAUGAAGUAGACUGUUGUACCAUUAAAUAUUGUUUCGUAUGUAUACAUACUUCACGUCUAACUAAUUGUAGAAGUUGUAAUUCAAGAAUUCAUAAUAUUAAACCUUAUUAUUAA